Messenger RNA from Chrysoperla carnea, 563 nucleotides. RefSeq lists its product as uncharacterized. NCBI's taxonomy places the organism in Eukaryota, Metazoa, Arthropoda, Insecta, Neuroptera, Chrysopidae. The transcript has 3 exons. The record is from RefSeq and is a predicted model, not a curated record. Bases 2 to 454 code for a protein of 150 amino acids.
AAUGAUUACAAACACUUCGAGAAUAUUAUUUUUAAUAUUUUACAUUUGUGUAAAUUUGACCAUCGCCACUGAAAUAUCUGGAUUUUUUACAUCGAAUGCAACCAGUAAUGUACCAAGAAUUGGUCGAAGUGGUAAAACAGAUUUUGAAAAUUUCUUUUUGAAAGCAUCUAAAUCUGUACCACGUAUUGGACGACAAACUGAAAAUGAGAAUUUUGAUAAUAUGUACUUCAGAUGGAUGAAACAAAAUGGAUUGUUACCCAGAUACGCAAAACGAAUGGAAUAUCCAAACCGAGAGUAUGACGAUAUCGCAGAAGUUGCUGAACAUAAUCCACAAAUAAUGUUAUCUCCUCAAGCUGUUGCUGAAAUGAUACAAUUAUAUCAUAAGCAAUUCGAUGAUACUGCAGAUUCUGAUUGGGAAAAUACCCGUUUUAAACGUGAUGGUAGUGCCAAUUAAUAUAUUCUGAAUAAUAUGUUUAGUUAUAUAUAUAUUUUUUGGAAGAACUUUAGUUUACAUUCUUUCUACGACAAAAGGCAAAUUUAAUAUCCAACACAUAAUGUUAUUA